Dicentrarchus labrax (European seabass) is the source of this 4155-nucleotide messenger RNA. It is a transcript of the gene wfikkn1, whose product is annotated as WAP, follistatin/kazal, immunoglobulin, kunitz and netrin domain containing 1. NCBI's taxonomy places the organism in Eukaryota, Metazoa, Chordata, Actinopteri, Moronidae. Gene Ontology annotation, cellular component: extracellular region. Gene Ontology annotation, molecular function: serine-type endopeptidase inhibitor activity; protein binding. The record is from RefSeq and is a predicted model, not a curated record. The transcript has 2 exons. The coding region runs from base 933 to 2909 and encodes 658 amino acids.
CUAUUGGAUAACCGGCACAUCGCUGCAGCGCAUGAAUGCAGCGCGGUCAAAAGUCACCCAAAGGUUGCAGGGUCACCUCCAGUGAAAAGAUGUGGGGUGCUGCUUCUCAUCGCCUCGGGGCUGCGCCGGGACAAAGAUGAGACGCACACUAUUGAAAAUGUGGCGCUUUACGCCUUCCCACCUGACCGUGGCAUCUCUGAGCUCCGUGUGAAUGAGGGACGGUGGUAAAUUGAACGACGUCUAGACAAGAAGGACGUAAACAACAUGUUUUGCUAGACAUGAUGCGACACGCCCCGUGUUUGGGUUUCACGCUUUCCGCCUCGGCGCUCCAGGCGACUUUUAACAGUUUGCACUUUGAUUUGCGCAAGACAAAGCUAGUAUCUGCACAAGUUUGUAUUGCGUAAAACAUCUGGAAAUAUGUUAUCACAAACUGAAGAUACAACUCUUAGCAACAGCCACAACUGCGCUUAGCGAGGAAACAAGACUAUUGCCUUAUUUAUGAAUGACACCUCUAUAAAUGCCGUCUGGGCGCAUUUAACGUUGGAUUUCUCACCGGAAUGUGUAGCUCCGUGCGCACGGUUGUUGGGACAGCUUGCCACCACGGCCCCACGCUUUCUUUGAUGUUUUUACAAUGUUUGUCCAGUUGCUUAGCGCACGGUGCUGCUUCAUAAGAGUUUCAGACACUGGACGACCAUGGGGGCGGUCAGAGGGGCUGCCCUUUCCACCUCCAUUCACACUCUGAAAGGCUGAUGUUGCGUCUUUCUCUCUCAUUGUGCGGCUUCGUUCGCUUAUUUCGCUGUUCGACGAAAUCGACCUGAAUGAGAGUUUUGCCCACUGUUGCACGAGUUUUGUUUUGAUUAUCAAGGCGAAUAUUUCAUGCGAGCCAACUGCACCUUCUAACCGCUUUUUCUGGGAUAUAUUUUGUUCACUGAAUGUCCAGCGUAUUUGGGAACUCGUCUUGGCCUUUUGGAUUCAGCUCUCCUCUCUGCGCGCAGCAAAUUGAUUUCCACCAUGUUUACGCACGGAACGGACGACCACAUUUGAAAAUCAACAUUACACUUAUUCCGAAAGACCUAACGGAGGAAUGGAUUUAUCCGGUGGGCGACUCAUGCAAAACAGCAAUAAUGUAUAAAAUCCCUCUACAACUUUUGGAGGAUAGAUGUGUAAAGGAUAAAUGUUGGCAUAAUGCACCCAACUCAAAUAAACCACUGUUAGGAUGGAUACGUGCGUAUUUGUUGAUGCUCUUGGUUUCCGAAUUACCCGAACUUUCUUUGUGUGCAAGUGUGGCAGGACCCAAAGUUGAACACGAAGGAUUUUGUCCCAACAAGCUGAAUUCCAAUCUGUGGGUUGAUGCGCAAAGCACCUGCGAGAGGGAAUGCAACGUCGAUGAGGACUGUUCUGACUUUGAGAAAUGCUGCACCAACGUGUGUGGCCUCAACAGCUGUGUGGCUGCACGUUUCUCUGAUGGCACCCCUGCCCAGCCAGAUGGGCAGGGUGGAGGAAAAGGAAAUGAUGCCCCCACCUCUACAGCUACCUGUGAAGGCUUUAUCUGCAGCCAGCAGGGGGCGAUCUGUGACAUCUGGGAUGGACAGCCCAUCUGCAAGUGCCAGGACCGCUGUGAGAAAGAGCCCAACUUCACCUGUGCUUCAGAUGGCCUCACCUACUUUAACCGCUGCUACAUGGACGCGGAGGCCUGCAUCCGUGGGGUGACUUUAACUGUGGUCACCUGUCGCUUCUUCCUGGCUGGGCCCCACACCAGUCCCCUGCCUCAGGACACUACAGCUAACCCCACCCCAACAUCCUCCCAGGAGGACCCCAUGCCCCCCACACUGUACUCCAACCCUCACCACCAGUCCAUCUAUGUCGGAGGCACAAUCAGCUUCCACUGUGACGUUAUUGGAGUCCCCAGACCUGAUGUAACAUGGGAGAAACAGAGUGAAAGACGUGAACACCUGGUUAUGAGGCCUGACCAGAUGUACGGCAACGUGGUUAUCACCAACAUCGGUCAGCUUGUCAUUUACAACGCCCAGGUUUGGGAUACAGGUAUCUACACCUGCAUCGCACGGAAUUCUGCAGGAGUUCUUCGAGCUGACUAUCCCCUGUCUGUCAUCCGCCGGGCUGAUGAUGAUUUCUCUGAAGAUCCUGAGAUGUCCAUGGGGCGGCCUUUCUCACCAGCAGACUGCCUGGUUGAAGUAGACCUGAAAGUGUGCAGUGGUGAGCGCCACGUGGACUGGUACUAUGACAGCAAGCUUGGCUCCUGCAUGGCCUUUAGCAACGGUGGAUGUGAGGACAGCCGCAACCGAUUCGAGACUUAUGAGGAGUGCAAGGCCUCCUGUCAGAGAGAGGGGAUGGGCAUCUGCUCCCUGCCUGCUGUCCAAGGCCCCUGCAAAGUUUGGGAGCCACGUUGGGCCUGGAAUUCUCUCAUGAAGCAGUGCCAAGCCUUUGCCUAUGGCGGCUGCCACGGCAAUGCCAACAGCUUCCGCACCAAGAAGGAGUGUGAGGCAAACUGCCCACAACCCAAAAGGAAACCGUGUAAGACCUGUCGGGCUAAGGGGAAAAUGGUGCCCAGCUUAUGCCGGAGUGACUUUGCUAUUGUGGGGCGGCUCACAGAGCUGGUGGAGGAUCUGGACUCUGGGUUGGCCCGCUUUAGCUUGGAAGAGGUCUUGAGAGAUGAAAAGAUGGGCUUGACUUUCUUUAAUACCAAACACCUCGAGGUGACCAUAGCCAAGAUAGACUGGAGCUGUCCCUGCCCCAACAUCACCAUGGAGGAAAACCCUUUGCUUGUGAUGGGUGUCGUGCAGGAUGGCAUGGCCAUCAUCCAAACAGACAGCUACGUGAGAUCCAUUACUGAACGUAGACUCAAGAAGCUACGUGAGGUUCUGGGUAAAAAGACCUGCGAGGCAUCGUGAAAGUCUCUCAGGAUUUAGAUUUAUUAGCCCACAGAGAGUCUGUGGUUACCUUUACCUUUAGCACUGAAGAUGAGCAUCAGAAUUGCAACAAGAGAAGUCUUUAAAUUGAAAGAAACAAAUAUGCUAAAUGGCUGUAUGUUAAUGAAGUCAUUUGUAUGUACAAUGUGUAUUCGUUACAACAUAGGUUGGUUGUACUACAUUCCAGAUGUGUUUUAAUAUCAGUGCUGAUGUGCUCUUUAUAUAUAAGUUUAAAUAUAGAUGUUUCUCAUUUUUUCCUCCAUGUUUGUAUUCUGAAAAAAGAUAGUAGCCAGAGUAGCAGCCACACAGGUUGAUGCAAAAUGCAUAAAGAUAUAGACACCUGCAGUAUGAUACCUCUAAAUUGUGUUUUUCUCUUUUACUGUAUUAUGUUUAUUUUGUAUUUGGCUCUUUAGUCAUUUGCAUAGAUGUUUUAUAUAGGUUUCCUUUUGUUAUUAUGUCUGAUUUCAAGAUCUAAUGUACAGCCCAUUGUCUCUUAAAUAUCUCCCUCUGCAUAGCACUUCUUAGCUUAACAAAAUAACUUCACUGACAGUCUCUGCAAACUCAAUGAAGAAAUAAAGAGUAGGUGGCUUUAUCAAGGUAAAUAUAGUACACAGACAACAUAUACGUGAGCCUUACUCAUUUUACUCAAGUGUGCAAUACAGAAGAAUACAUAGUGUAUAAUAGAUUACAUUAUUUCUGUUUUAAUUAAACAAUAGAAUAUGGGGAAACGAUUCACUAACAGUUCUGGAAAUGUUGGCAAUGUGUCUGAGUUUCAAGUGUAAGUUAAGGCGUUUAACCCUCCUGCUUCCGGAACAACAGGAUACUUCACACCAAACUCUCCUUCCUGAACAGAAGACAUUUGUUGUUUGCCGGCAUGUCCAUCUAGUAAAGAAAACAUUUAAAGUCACAUAUUUUUGAACCAAUACGUGCACACAACUGAAUCGUUAACAUUCUUAUCUUUUUACGUUUUAUGGAUAAAACUUGUGCUGGAUGCUCCAAUGAUCUGUUCACUUACUAUUUUCUCCAGGAAUAAACCAUUUCUUUGUGCUAUAGUAUUGAGGAAGGAGAUAUCCCUGAGUCCCCACUCUGGGUUCCUGUAAGAUUAAAAAAUAUAGCCUUUAUAUAUCCCACAGUGCAUUAUUUUUUGUAUGGAUGACAACAACAAGUGAACCUUCGUGAUUAUGUAUACAGUGCUGCUUUCUGUUAUCUUUUAAAGUGAAAUUCCUGA